Messenger RNA from Sarcophilus harrisii (Tasmanian devil), 5262 nucleotides. RefSeq names its product XK related 9 (gene XKR9). The transcript is spliced from 3 exons. Gene Ontology annotation, biological process: apoptotic process involved in development; engulfment of apoptotic cell; phosphatidylserine exposure on apoptotic cell surface. Gene Ontology annotation, cellular component: plasma membrane. NCBI's taxonomy places the organism in Eukaryota, Metazoa, Chordata, Mammalia, Dasyuromorphia, Dasyuridae. Bases 4010 to 4816 code for a protein of 268 amino acids. The record is from RefSeq and is a predicted model, not a curated record.
UGUAAAGAGCUUAAUGCAAUGUCUAGAACUUAAUAAAUGCUUAUUUCUUCCCCCUUUUGAAGGCCACUUUCCUACAAAUCCAAUCUUGGCUCUCUGUUGUUCAAAGUAGAAAGGAUUGGGAUCCUGACAAUUCUUUCUUGCUUGUCAUAAUCUUAUGGUUUUAUUAGCAGCUCAUUCAGAAAUUUUUUUUCUGAUAUCAUAACCAAAUUUCUCUUUGUAGUUUGCAACCAUUAUCUGCAAAGCUUUUAGUAUAGUGCUUGGCAGAUAGUAGGUGGCUAAUAAAUGCUCUUUUCCUUCCUUCCUGACCUCCAAGAUCAAACAAAGUAAGCCUGAUGCUAAAGUAAUGCCCAUAGUUAUCAUCUCUUUCUGAAUCUUUCCCCCCUAGUAUUCCCAUUUCCUUCUUUGAUUCUCAUUUGGCUUGGAUUCAAGGCCCAACACCAACAUGAUUGUUCUCUUCUGUGUUAGUCACCUGUGUAGCCUUCUUAAACUGUGACAUUUAAAGCUGAAUAUAAUAUUUAAUUGUCUGACUAGAAUAGGAUACUAAGGGAUUGUAAUUCUGUUAUUCUUGGAUUCUGUGCAUUUCUUAUUGAAUACAAGAUUACAUUAGCAUUUUUUGAUUGCCUUAUCAUACUCUUGGUUCAUAUAGAGCAUUCAUUAAAGUCCCAAGUCUUUUUCAUGUAAACUGCUACCAGCCCACAUUUCGUACUUGUGCUAUAGCAAUUUUUUGCACCUAACCCAUUGUUCCCUCAUGAAUUUCAAUUUAUUAGACUCUACCAUAUCAAAAUCUUUUUAGACCCUUACUCUUUAGUCCAGUGUGUUUGUAUCCCUAUUAAUUUUUAGUGUUAUCCUUCAUUUUGUUAAUUAUUUUCUAUCUAUCCUGUACACAACUUGCUUCAAUUUGCAUGUUAUCUCCCCUAUUACACUGUAACCACUUUGUGGGCAGGAUUUUCUUUUGCUUUUUUUGGGGGGGGGAUCCUCAGCAUUUAGCAGAGUGUCUGGCACAUAGUGGUACUUAUUAAAUUUUUAUUGAUUGUCCUUUGUAGUUUCUUGUUGUGGUGAGAACAGUAUUCUAGCCCCUUUACUUAAGCAUGUCAAGCUAGUUUUUCUCUAACAGAAAACAAAGCUGUCUCUGGAAGUUAAUUCCAUGGGGCUAAGGCUCAAGCUGAAUCUCCCUCAGUCUUUUAUAUUUAGCAGAUAUUCUAAGACCAUAAGAGUCACCAAUAAGGAAAUGAGUGGAAACGUCUAUCCAAGAUAAGUGUUAAAACUGGUCUUGUAAAAUAAAUAGCCUUUGAAAGUUACUAAGUAAGCUUCCUUUUACUAAUCAUUGAAUCAUUUAUAAGAUGCCUCAUUUCAAAAUUUGAAAUUACACCUGGACUAAUGUUCAGACUGUCCCAAUAGAUUAUGGGCUUGAAUUGAAUACCCCUCAACACACAUCAUUUGCAUAUAAGAUAAGUGUGCCAUAUAUUCCUUUCUCCCAAUCGUGAAUGUCAAAUGGGCCAGAGUUGAGCAGAUUGCUAAAGUACUCACUUCAAUGAACCAAAGAAAUUGACAUUGAGUCAUUCAUAAAUACUUUUUAAAUCUAGCUAUUCAACCAAUCCUGAAGCCAUCUCAUCUUACUCUUGCCUACCCUGCAUCUCUCCAGCUAUUGAAAUACUUUAUCAAAUAUUUUGUUAUUGUUUAAGCUAGAGCACUAUACUAAUUUGAUAGUUUAGUACUAGUCUUAGCAGUUUGCCAUAACCUAUUUUUCUUAAAAUCUUACUGCCUCUUAAGAAAAAGAAUUACCAUGAAUUAAAAAGUCAACAACAAAUUGAAACAUUUUCAAAAACAAAGACUAUGUAUGAAAGUGAAUUUAUUGUAGUUUAUUUUUAAUGUGGUAACAUCAAUAUUAUUACCUUACUUGUCUUGUCUUCCUAUGAACUGUUUUAUUGUCUAUGUAUUUUAAAUAUUAUGUCAGUUCUGUUUUUUCUUGUUUUUGUAUCAUACUAUGUUAUUCCAUAACUUUCCCUUUCACUUCCUCUAUGCAAAUAAAACCCUUAUUUGUAACAAUAUGGAAAAUAAGUCAAACAAAUAAGUUGAAAGAAAUAAAUGUAUUUUAUAGAUAAUGUGUGAGGAUCUGUGUCUUAUCUUUACUAGUUUACCAGCGGUAGGAGACAUGCUGAAUCAUUAGUCGUCUGGAGUUGUAUUUGUUUAUUGCUUUGAUUAGAGUUCUUAAAUCUUUCAAAGUUUUUUUUUUUAAAUGAUGUUGUAGUCUAUCAUAUAACUAUUAUAUAAAUAUUUCUCAUAGUUCUGCUCAUUUCAUUCUGUAUCAAUUUAUACAAAGCUUCCCGGGUUUCUUGAAAUCUGUGCCUUUCAUUAUUUUUUAUGGCAUAGUAAUAUGCUGUUCCAUAUCAUAAUUUGUUUAUCCAUUCCCCAAUUGGCACCGAUUUCCAUUUCUUUGUUAUAAUAAAAACAGCUGCUAUAAAUACUUUUGUACGUAGAGAUCUUCUCUUUCUUUCCUUGAUGAUUUUAGGGUAUAGGCAUUGUGUGUUAAAAAGCACACAGUUUAGUAACUUUGGGUAUAGUUCAAAUUGCUUUCCACAGUUGUUAGAUCAAUAUACAGUUCUACCAGUCAGCCAGUCAGUAAACAUUUAUUAAAAAAUACCUACUACAUGCCAGGCAUUGUGCUAAGCCCUAGUGAUGCAAAGAGAAUUAAAAGACAGUCACUAUUCUGAAAGAGUUUAGAUUCUAAUAAGGGAGACAGCAUUCAAAAACUAUUUAUGGAGAAGCUAUGUUAUAGAAUAAAUUGGAAAUAUAAUUAACAGAAAGAAGGAACUAGAAUUAAGGGAGGAUUAGGAAAGACUUCCUGUAGAACAUGAUUUUGAAGGAAGCUAGGAGAUAGAGAAAAAGGAAGAGAGCCUUCUAAGAAUGGGGGACAACCAAUGAAAAUGCUUAUAGUCAUAACAUGGAGUGUCUUGUUUAUGGGACAAGAAGGCCAGUGUCAUUGGAUGGAAAAACCAUUGUGAUAGGGUGUAAGGUGUAAGAAGAUUUGAAAGAUGAAGGCAGAUUAUGAAGGGCUUUGAGUAACAGAUAACAUUUGAUACUAGAAGUGAUGUGGAGCCCCUAGAAUUUAUUGAGUAGGGACAAUCAAACUCAUGCUUUUAAAAAGAUAACUUUGAUAGCUGAAUAGAAGAUGGACUCAAGUGGGGACAGACUUGUGUUAGGGAGACCAAACAGCAGGCUCUUACAGUAGUGUAGGAAUAAGGUUAAGCAGAACAGCACCAGGAUGGUACCAGUGUUAGAGGAGAGAAGGGAGUAUAUAGAGAUGUUUUAAACAUGCAAAUUACAGGACUUGGCAACAGAUUGGAUAUAGAGCAGCAAUGGGGGCCGGUGAGAGGGAGUGAGGAGUCAAAGAUAACAUUUAAGUUGUGCAUCUGACUGACAAGGAGGAUGGUGCUACCCAACACAUUAAUCGUUUGGAAGAGGGGAGAGUUUUUGAGAAAAGAUAAUGGGUUAAGUUUUGGACAUGUUGAAUUUAAGAUGCUGUCUGGUUUGGGAUAUCUGAUAGACUGGAGGUCAGCAGAGAGGUUAGGACUAGAUAAGUAGUUUUGAGAAUCAUUAGCAUAGAGGUGAUAAAUAAAUCAAUGAGCACUAGUGGGAAAAACAAGCCAAAGAAUCUAGAGAGAGAAGAGAAGAGAAACCAGGACAAAGCCUUUUAAGAUACCUCUGAUACCACUGGGGAGUGACUUGAAUGAAAAUCUAGCAAGGGAGACUGGGAAGGAAUGCUCUGAUGAUAGGUGGGAGGAGAACCAGGUGAGAGUGAUGUCCCAAAAAACUGAGAGGGAAGAGUAUCAAGGAAAAGAGGGUGAUCAACAGUAUUAAUGGCUUCAGAGAAGGACUGAAUAAAGGCUAUUUGAUUUGGCAGUUAAGAGAUUCUAGGUAUUGGUUUGCUUUGAGAAAGGGAUUCUAUUUGGCUUUCCAAUGCAGCAAUUCAGAUGAUCUCUCUGGUGGGCCUACCUUGGCACAAGACCCAAUGGACUUAUCCAUUCCCAGUAGAGAAGAACCAGCUGAUCCAUAUCAAAAAGUGUUAAGUGAAGUGGCUGACCUGAGCAUGCUCAGGUUAUUUGAAAUAUACCUGGAGGCCUCUCCACAGCUCAUGAUUCAGCUUUAUGUCCUGAUGGAAUCUAAUCAAGCUGACUUCAGUCAGGUUGCUGCUAUUGUGGUCUCUUGCUGUGCUGUUUCCUGGUCAACUGUUGAUUAUCACAUUGCCCUAAGAAAAUCUUUACCUGAUAAAAAACUCCUCAGUGGAUUAUGUCCCAGAUCAACAUAUCUCCUGUAUAAGCUAUUUACAUUUGUAUCUUGGAUACUCAGUGUUGCUCUUUUAAUCCUGCGAAAUGUUAAAUUGGGCUUAAUUCAGCUAUUUAUCCUUUGGUUGUCAGGCAUAAUAUGGGCUUGUAAACAACAAACUUCAUUUUGUACCUCCAAAUGUAUGGAAAUUUUUUACAGAGUAGUUGUUGGAUUUGUUCUGAUUUUUACGUUUUUUAAUGUUAAGGGAGAAAAUACAAAAUUCUCUAUGUCUGCUUAUUAUGUCAUGAGAGUGCUGUUCACAUUGGGGAUCUUGGUUAUGUUUUGGUUCUGCCCGCCACCUGAUGAGCAUCAAGACUUCUUUAGAGUUAUCACCAUUAUCAUAGUUGUAACUCUUCUGAUUGGAAUUUUUUUUCUUAUUAUUUAUUACACUUCAUUUCAUCCCAACAGAAAUAAAGAAAAAGAAAUAUUUGAUGAAAUAGAUGCAGGGACACCACCAAGAGCCUGUAGAAUAAGACAUUUCCUAAUGCAAUAACUAUGUUCAUUUAUCCAUUUUUUGGGAUGUGUUUGAAUAGUUUGUGUUUCAGGGUUUUCAGGAGUUCCAAGUGAGGAAAAUUAAGCAUGCUUUGUUUCACUUUGAGAGUUAUGAGGAUGUAAUAGCACUUAGAAGGGGCUUCUCACUGAGACGUGUGGUAGAAACAAUUGUCUAAAGUCAGCAAGUCAUCCACCCUGUUGGUCUCAUCCUGGAAGAAAUUUCCAACAAAAGUGUUUACAGAAAUUGAUAAUUUAUCUUUUGAAUUGUUUACUGUAAGAAUUUGCAUUUCAUAGUAAGUGAAAAUAAUAAUUGUGAAGUAAUGAGAAUAUGUGUGUUUUUGUAAUUAUGUACAACAAAUAAAAUUCCACUUUGUUUUCCCAGGGCACAAACUACUUUCUGGGAGUUUUGAGCAUGUUGUUGUGGCCAGUUAUUUCAAUUGUUUCCAG